Messenger RNA from Pungitius pungitius (ninespine stickleback), 950 nucleotides. RefSeq names its product phosphofurin acidic cluster sorting protein 2-like. The record is from RefSeq and is a predicted model, not a curated record. NCBI's taxonomy places the organism in Eukaryota, Metazoa, Chordata, Actinopteri, Perciformes, Gasterosteidae. Gene Ontology annotation, molecular function: transmembrane transporter binding. The transcript is spliced from 8 exons. The coding region runs from base 210 to 950 and encodes 246 amino acids. Gene Ontology annotation, biological process: protein localization to plasma membrane.
AAUAUGAGGGAGGACGUUUUGUUUCUCAUUUAGACUUUUUAGGAUUCCCCUGAGGAGCGUUCACUGACCUGUUUUAUAUAUUAGACAACUGGCCGUUAGUGUUUAACACACCUGAUGACAGAUUUCAGUCUGUUCUUUCUGUUCUUCUGCCCGCCUUCAUCCUUCAGUAUCCUCACUUCCUGAAGCGUGACGUGAACCGUCUGCACGUGAUGCUGCAGAGGAGGAAGAGGUACAAGAACCAAACCAUCCUGGGCUACAAAACCUUGGCAGUAGGGGUCAUCAACAUGGCCGAGGUGAUGCAGCAUCCGACGGACAGGGCCCACAUCCUUGGUCUCCAUAGCAACCUAAGAGCUGUUUCGAUGUGCGCUGCAGAGCUGAGCAUCCACUCCCUCAGCAGCCAGCCCAUCCAACAGGAGGACACGAGGGGUCACCACGGCAACCAGACCAAGGCCUCGGACCGCUGUCACGACAUAGAAAACUACUGGGAGGACGAUGACGACAGCUUCUCCUCCGAACAGGAAGCAAGUGACGAUGCCUGUCCUCCUCAGCAAUCUAACUUCAAACAGAAGUUUGUGGCUCUGCUGAAAAGAUUCAAAGUCACUGAUGAGGUUCUGGACCCUGAUCCUUUGCGCCAUAAUCAGGAGGCCGGAGAAGACCUGGACCUGUUGUAUGACAGUCUGGAGGCUUACAACCCGAGUGACAGCAGCCCGGAGGACAACGACAGCAUCCAGACCAGGCCCAAACCUAAACUCAGGCCCUUCUUUGAGGAGAUUUCUCAUUCAACCUCUCAGACUAAGAACAGGAGUCUUGACGGUCAGAGGAGCCAACAAGAAGAACAAGCUGCAGCUGGGACAGAGCUGCUGUCUUCAGAGUGUCUCGAAGCUCAGGGAGCCCAGUUCCCCAACGAGUCCAAAGGAGAGCAGGCCGUUGCCAGGCAUCCCCUGCUUUAG